Messenger RNA from Chaetomium fimeti, 1375 nucleotides. RefSeq lists its product as uncharacterized. Gene Ontology annotation, molecular function: nucleotide binding. Lineage: Eukaryota; Fungi; Ascomycota; Sordariomycetes; Sordariales; Chaetomiaceae. The coding region runs from base 205 to 1368 and encodes 387 amino acids. The transcript has 2 exons. The record is from RefSeq and is a predicted model, not a curated record.
AAAGACAUGGCAUGGGAACAACAAUCCGUCGGUUGGCAAAAGAUAUCUAUAUAACAGACAGAAAUCAGGCUCAUCUUCAAAUAGCUUCUCACAACAACCCUCGGUACCUACCCAACUUGACCAGAGCCCCAAACCGCGCCGUUACACACCACCACAGCACCCCUAUCCCACCACAAUACACAUCACCACCUCAAACCACCCACCAUGGGCCCCCCCACCACCCCAAUCCGCGUCGCCAUAAUCGGCCUCUCCUCCGCCGCCAAAACAGCCUGGGCCUCCCGCGCCCACCUGCCCUAUCUCCUCUCCCCCACCGGCCAGUCCAAGUACCAGAUCGUAGCCCUCCUCAACUCGAGCGAGGCCGCGGCCCGCGCCGCCAUCGAGGCGUACGACCUGCCGCCCGACACGCGCGCGUACGGCGACCCGGCGGCGCUGGCGGCGGAUGCGGACGUCGAUCUGGUGGUGUGCAAUACGAGGGUGGAUAAGCACUAUGAGACGGUGCUGCCGAGCGUGAAGGCGGGGAAGGAUGUGUUUGUGGAGUGGCCGCUGGCGCAGGAUGUGAGGCAUGCGAAGGAGCUGGCCGAGGCGGCGAGGGUGGGCGGGGGGAGGACUGUGGUCGGGUUGCAGGGGGGGUUGGCGGCGGUGGCGCUGAAGUUGAGGGCGUUGUUGGAGGAGGGGAGGAUUGGGAAGGUGUUGAGCUCGGAGGUGAGGGCGUUUGGGGGGUUGAAUGAUCGGGAGACGAUGCCGGAGGGGUUGCAGUACUUCUCGGAAAGAGCCGUGGGGGGGAACAUCUAUACGAUUGGGUUUGCGCAUCUGCUUGAGGUGGUCCAGGGCGCCAUCGGAGAGCUGGGCUCGGCCAAGGGGGAUUUCCAUCUCCAGCGGCCGGAUGUCCCGAUCAAGGAUGCGACUGGGAAAGUCAUCAGGACGGUACGCUCUGAAGUGCCAGAUUUGAUUCAUUUGGCGGGAAAGUGGGACGAGUCAUCCAUAACGCAAAAGAACGCGACCCUACAUUACCGUCUCCGCCGCGGCCAGGGCUUUCCCGGCGAACCGGCACUGAAUUGGACCAUCAACGGGGAGAAGGGCGAGAUCAGAAUCAUAUCGCCGGAAACGGCAUUCUUGCAGCUCAGCGACGAGACGGUGCCACGCGUCAUCGAAAUCCACAACUUCGAGACGAACGAGGUCGACAAGGUGGAGUGGAAUUGGGAACAGUGGCAGAAUGACAUUGAUUACGCGGGCAGGGGUAUCGGUGCGCUGUACGAGGGCCUUGCCGAAGUCAAGGGCACGGGAGCGAAGGAACACUACCCGACGUUUAACACUGCGGUGAAGAGGCACGAGCUGCUGGAGAACCUAUUGGCGGAGUGGAAGGCUUGAGUUUGAG